AUGAAUUAUGAAAAGAAAUUCCGUAUUUUACCUAAUUCGAUAGUUAAUGGAAAAAAUGAUCUAACGAAAAAUGUUAUCGAUAUUACUGGUGAUGAAAAACCUGUAUUUGAUAUAAAUUUUGGAAAACAUAAAAAAUAUUCUAUUGAUGAUUGUAUACCAUUAGCAUUUGGUGAUUUCAAUGCUGAUAAAGUUAUUGAUAUAUUUUGUCGAAAUACAAAAGGUGAUAGAAUACGAAUAAUGUUAAAUGAUGAUCGAUCACCAACAUCAAAAGAACAAUUCAAUAUAAAUAUAACUGGUAUUAUUUAUGAUGCAUUAGCAGCCGAUUUUAAUGGUGAUAGUAAACUUGAUUUAUUUGUACUAUAUAAAGAAAAAUUUGAUCAAACUGGUUAUAAUGGUGGAAUAUUUUGGGGUGAUAGAAUUAAAUUAAAUGUUUUACAACCACUUGAUUAUCUAUUUGAAAGUAUUCCAACAACUCUUGAUGCAAAUGGUGAUUCAUAUGUUGAAUUAUUAGGAAUGAUUAGUACGGAUAAAAAAAAUUUUAAACCAGCUUGUGUUUAUCUUAAAAAUAAUACUAGAUCAACCGUUGAAAUUUUACCUAAUAUUGAUAAUUUUCGUCCGAGUUCAACACAAGCUUCAGUUGAUCUUAGUCAUGAUCUUGUUGCUGAUUUAUUUUUAACAAUUCAAACUGAUAAAAAAAUAAAAUAUCGUAUAUAUGAAUUACCAAUAACAAAAUUAACAUUAAUUAAAGAAUAUGAUCCACCACCAGGUGUUGCUAUUUAUCAUUUAUCAGCAUUUGCUGAUAUAGAUGCCGAUGGUGAAUUAGAACAUAUUCUUCCUGUUUGUAUGGAUACUAGUUGUUCACAAAGUCGAAUUUAUGUUCGAGAUGAUGAUGCUUGGCAUCAAUUACCAAUUCAAUUUGGUAAUGGAAUACGAUUUCCUUUACAAAAUGAAUUUUCAGCACCAUUUAAUCAAAUACCAAUUAGUAUUAAAAUAGCUGAUUAUAAUCUUGAUGGUUAUCCAGAUAUGGUUACAGUGAUGAAUGAAAGUGUAUCCGGUACAAUAACUUCAAUUGUUCUUUUAAAUCAACCAUGUGAAGGAGGUUCAAAUUCACCAUGUACUUAUAAUCGAACAUUUAUACCACAAACACAUGAAAAAUUUGUCUUAGCAGCAACAAAUACUACAGUUGCUGCUUUUUUUGAUAUAUUAGAAAAUGUAUGUAAAAUAAAUAAAUAA
Messenger RNA from Rotaria sp. Silwood1, 1233 nucleotides. The record is from the annotation of a GenBank genome assembly. NCBI's taxonomy places the organism in Eukaryota, Metazoa, Rotifera, Eurotatoria, Philodinida, Philodinidae.